UAAUAAAUAAUAUUUUUCUUUACCCGACGCAUAUUCGGGCCUAAUAACUAGUUCUUACUUAAUGGCCCAUUAAAAAAAAUACUAUAUAAAUCCCUAUAACUUGUUUCCCAAAAAUCAUCAGGUUUAAAACUCUUUGCAGUAUAAUGGUUGGGCAGUAGAAUUUUCAAUUUAAACCUUAAAUACCACUAGGUUAAAGUUAUGGCAAAUGCAGCAAUCAGUCUUAAUUUUGUUGCAAUUAAAUUAGAGGUAAGGGAUAUGUUCAAAUAUAGAAUUACCUGCAUUUUGAAAAUUUUCAAUCUUUGUUUGUUGUAUGUAGCUUGUAAAUUGGCUGUAUAUAACAGGUAUUAUGUAUCUCUGAGGUGUAAGGAUGAGGUCUUCUUCAAGCCUUCAACUCCAUAUAAUUUUUUCCAAAGUGGUCCAACUAAUUUUCUGUCUUGGUCCUGAAAAAUGUCACAACUACUUUCAUAUUUAAAAUAACUAAAUGUCUAAAUGACAUUAUUGCCAAAGAAUAAAGAAAAGAGAAAAAAAAAAUAGUACAGUAUGAGUUUUUAUAGUUUGUCUUCAAUCCCUGGAACCUAGCAGUAAUCUGUCUCAGUUAAAUAUGUAUAGGCUUUCAUAUUUAUAAAAUCAGGGUUAUUAUUAAUCACACCAUUCACUAAAAAACAAAACUAAAAAAAGGGCUAUCAUUACUCCUAAUCAUUUCUACCCUUUAAAUUGAAGUCAAUCAUCAUUGAUACUAUUUGUCAGCUACUUCUAGUUUUGUUAUCCAAUCAUUUAUGAUAAUCUUGUCCAAUCACUGUCUAGUUUCUAGAUUAUCUGAAUGAUGUGUUUUAUAUAUUCCACCUACACAUUGAUGCACCAUCUUACAUUAUGUCAAAAUGCUAUGAUAUCCCUUAUAUUAAUGCAUUACUAAACAUUUCAUUCAAUAAUGUUCUCUAGGAUGAAUGUUUGCCAUAUCGGUUGCAUAGAAAUGGAUAUGAAUGUGGAUAUUCAUAUCAUAUAAACACAAGAAAUCUAUGUUACUCGAACUCGGAUAUCAACAUCAGAGUCCGGUACAUUUCUAGGUAUUUGACUUGUCUAUUUUAUGAUAGUUUUUCAUGUGUUUCAGCCAAAAUGAAGUGUUGAUAUAUCCACUAUCCAGUCCCACAUCGGAGUGUGGAGAAUCCAACACGGUACCUGAGGUAAAGUUAAAAUUCACAAUAACAAAGAAAGAAACUGCAUCUAAAAGUGCAGGACAUGUGAAUGUUAAAGUUCCAAAUUUUUAUGGGUUAAUUACUGGAUGAACUAUGCAAGUAGACCUACUCUUUUCAAGGAUAAAUUUCACUUGGGGAAUAUUUUGUCUAGUUCAAUGUAAUUCAGAAGCUUCCUUCUCUUAGAUGAAUGUCCUGGUCCAAAGCCGAAAUUAAUUGACAUUAGUCUAGUAAACUUGAUUCAUUUUGAAUAAAAUAUGCUUCACGUCCCUGCAAUUCCCAGGAUAUAAUUCUCUUAUACCCCUGCACCAAAUCAUACUUACAUUAUCAAUUAUCAGUCCCUUUUCACUGAUUGCAAUGGUUAGACUUCGUAACCAUACGUGUUCUCAUCUUUUUUAAUUAUAUGUUUAACUCCUCUAAGCCAUCAAAAGGGCUUAAUUACUUCUCUUAAUUCUUAAUUAGUUUCAGAUUGGAAUAGUCUUACAAGGGCCUGCAAGGGGCCCCAUCAAUCAUUCUGAACUAGACAACAAAAAUGUCGCUUUAUACCAACGAAGUCAAUCUACAACUUGUUCUUUCAACCUUCAAGUAUAAAUAUGUUUGCUGUUAUGCAUUAUAUCUCCCUCAAGCUUAAGCUGAAAACUAGCUUCUUCUUCUCACUUAAAAACACACAAAACAAAGAAACAAAGAUAUCAUGGAAUCUGGUGCAACCAUGGAGGGGGGAGAAUGGAGCACUUUUAAUGGAGUUUCUGUGAAUGAAGAAGCUGAUUUUAUGGCACAGUUGUUCCCUAAUUGUUCGUUUGAUAACGAGCUUGAAUCAUCGAGCUUGGCACUGUCAUCCUCUUGUUACUCUGGCAUGACCGGGGGUGACAGUGGCGUGUUUUUCUCUAAUGCUGAUAUAAAUUCUAACUUGUAUUGUUUAUCCCAAGGAAGUAGUAACUAUAGUGGAAAUAGUGCUAGUGUUGCUUACCCCUACGACGAAAGCUAUUGUUUGAGCGAUGCUCAACAGUAUCUGGCAGCUAAUAGCUGCAGUUUUCCUGUUGAUUUGUUGCCUUCUGUUGCGAAGAACUUUGUCCAGCGGUUUCCAGGAAACGCGAUGGAAAGGAAUGAUAACUUGGAUCUAGAAAUGAGCUGUGGUGCUAGCUUUGAUGAUCGACCAGAUUUUUCAAAUGAGCAUUUGCAGCUGAAACGAGAAGAUGAAAUGUCAGAGAUGGAGCCAGCUACUGAGGAUAGAUCAAGCAAUGAUUUGUUGGAGAGUGGAAGGAAAAGAUCCCGAAAUUCAGAGAAAGGAAAGAGAAAUAUUAGAACCAAGAAGAAUCAGAAAAAUGUUUCUGAUGACGAAGAUAACGUUCUAGAGCAUACUAGGCAGAAUAUGAGUAGCAGUUCAGAAGAGGAAUGUAAUGGGUCUCAGGAGCUGAGUGGAGUAGCUUCAUCGAAUUUGAGCUCGAAAGACACUCCAAUAAUGAAUGGCAAAACGAGAGCCAGCAGGGGAGCUGCAACCGACCCUCAAAGUCUCUACGCAAGGAAAAGGAGAGAGCGGAUCAAUGAACGAUUAAAAAUCUUGCAGAACCUCGUUCCUAAUGGAACUAAGGUUGACAUAAGCACAAUGCUUGAGGAAGCUGUGCAAUAUGUGAAGUUUUUGCAGCUUCAAAUUAAGUUAUUGAGCUCCGAUGACUUAUGGAUGUACGCUCCUCUUGCAUACAAUGGAAUGGACAUUGGUCUUGAUUCGAAGAUUGAAGCUCUACUAUGAUAUAGAUGACCAUAAUUGAUUCUUGUAACUUGAUAAUCAUAACACAUGAUACCAACAUCAAUAACUAAUCCCUUGUCAUCUUACAUUAUUGUGUUACAAUAGGAAACAUUUUUCUGAUAAGACCUGCAACAAUAAGCGGGAGAAAGAUUACAUUUGAUCUAGAUUUGACAUAGGUGUUCGAGUUUAUGUCCGUUGUUUUUUGCGUAAUGGACCUUGUUUGAUGAACAUUACUUCCUGAUUUGAUCACAGUGAUCUUGUUCUUCUUCUAAUAAUGGACUAGUCGUUGCUUGUUGUGGAUGAUCGUGUAAAUAUAUUUGGAUUUACAAUAAAAUUUUUGUUCUAAGAAGACUUAUAGUUAUACCAUGAGGUUGAAAUUGGACGGAUUUGCUCAGUUUGCCUUGGUUUUGACUUUUAGGUGCAAUUUUCACUGAAAUCUAAUAGGGCCAUUUUUUAAGGUGAGAAAAACUAAGGAUUCAAAUAAGAAACAUGAUGGCGUCAAAAUAUUAAAAAACAUAUAAAGAUAAAAAGAAGAAACAUGAUUUCAGAUUCAAAAACUUGAUCAAUUUGCUAAUUCAUCUUUUAGUUGCAGUUUUCACUGAAAUCUAAUAGGCCAAUUUUCAAGGUGAGUAAAAAGUAUUAAAAUAAGAAACAUAUGAUGGCCUCAAUAAAUGAAAAAAAAUAAAUAGAUAAAAAGAAAAACAUUAUUCAAAUUCAAAAACAAUUAAAUAAAUGGAAGUUCCUUAAAAUUAAUGCAUAAUUGUCAUUGAUAUAAUUGUCAUUGAUAAGAAGGUAAGAAUGUUAGGUACAGAGAAA
Molecule: messenger RNA, 3750 nt
Organism: Beta vulgaris subsp. vulgaris (sugar beet)
Lineage: Eukaryota; Viridiplantae; Streptophyta; Magnoliopsida; Caryophyllales; Amaranthaceae
Product: transcription factor bHLH84
Exons: 5
Coding region: 1882-2937 (351 amino acids)
Biological process (GO): regulation of transcription by RNA polymerase II
Cellular component (GO): nucleus
Molecular function (GO): protein dimerization activity; DNA-binding transcription factor activity, RNA polymerase II-specific; RNA polymerase II cis-regulatory region sequence-specific DNA binding
Source: RefSeq, a predicted model, not a curated record